Molecule: messenger RNA, 1191 nt
Organism: Schistocerca americana (American grasshopper)
Lineage: Eukaryota; Metazoa; Arthropoda; Insecta; Orthoptera; Acrididae
Product: glycine-rich cell wall structural protein-like
Exons: 1
Coding region: 1-1191 (396 amino acids)
Source: RefSeq, a predicted model, not a curated record
AUGGGUGAUGAUGCCGGGGUGAUGGGUGAUGAUGCCGGGGUGAUGGGUGAUGAUGCCGGGGUGAUGGGUGAUGAUGCCGGGGUGAUGGGUGAUGAUGCCGGGGUGAUGGGUGAUGAUGCCGGGGUGAUGGGUGAUGAUGCCGGGGUGAUGGGUGAUGAUGCCGGGGUGAUGGGUGAUGAUGCCGGGGUGAUGGGUGAUGAUGCCGGGGUGAUGGGUGAUGAUGCCGGGGUGAUGGGUGAUGAUGCCGGGGUGAUGGGUGAUGAUGCCGGGGUGAUGGGUGGUGAUGCCGGGGUGAUGGGUGGUGAUGCCGGGAUGAUGGGUGGUGAUGCCGGGAUGAUGGGUGGUGAUGCCGGGAUGAUGGGUGGUGAUGCCGGGGUGAUGGGUGGUGAUGCCGGGGUGAUGGGUGGUGAUGCCGGGGUGAUGGGUGGUGAUGCCGGGGUGAUGGGUGGUGAUGCCGGGGUGAUGGGUGGUGAUGCCGGGGUGAUGGGUGGUGAUGCCGGGGUGAUGGGUGGUGAUGCCGGGGUGAUGGGUGGUGAUGCCGGGGUGAUGGGUGGUGAUGCCGGGGUGAUGGGUGGUGAUGCCGGGGUGAUGGGUGGUGAUGCCGGGGUGAUGGGUGGUGAUGCCGGGGUGAUGGGUGGUGAUGCCGGGGUGAUGGGUGGUGAUGCCGGGGUGAUGGGUGGUGAUGCCGGGGUGAUGGGUGGUGAUGCCGGGGUGAUGGGUGGUGAUGCCAGGGUGAUGGGUGGUGAUGCCAGGGUGAUGGGUGGUGAUGCCAGGGUGAUGGGUGGUGAUGCCAGGGUGAUGGGUGGUGAUGCCAGGGUGAUGGGUGGUGAUGCCAGGGUGAUGGGUGGUGAUGCCAGGGUGAUGGGUGGUGAUGCCAGGGUGAUGGGUGGUGAUGCCAGGGUGAUGGGUGGUGAUGCCAGGGUGAUGGGUGGUGAUGCCAGGGUGAUGGGUGGUGAUGCCAGGGUGAUGGGUGGUGAUGCCAGGGUGAUGGGUGGUGAUGCCAGGGUGAUGGGUGGUGAUGCCAGGGUGAUGGGUGGUGAUGCCAGGGUGAUGGGUGGUGAUGCCAGGGUGAUGGGUGGUGAUGCCAGGGUGAUGGGUGGUGAUGCCAGGGUGAUGGGUGGUGAUGCCAGGGUGAUGGGUGGUGAUGCCAGGGUGAUGGGUGGUGAUGCCAGGGUGAUGAUGAUUGAUUAG